This is a messenger RNA of Lactuca sativa (garden lettuce), 966 nucleotides long. RefSeq names its product zinc finger BED domain-containing protein RICESLEEPER 2. Lineage: Eukaryota; Viridiplantae; Streptophyta; Magnoliopsida; Asterales; Asteraceae. The record is from RefSeq and is a predicted model, not a curated record.
AUGGCUAGACACCUAAGAAGCUGCUUACCUCAUAAAGAACACGAAAAAAACCAAAAAUUGUUAAAUUUUCCGCCAAGUGACGCUAAUGUGGAUUCAGAAUUUGGUAAGUCUCAAAUAUUAAUCGGUCCAAAUGCAAUAUAUGAUGCUAACAAGAUGAGGGAAGCCAUAGCUAAUUGGUUACUGUGUACUGAGCAACCUUUUAAAACCGUGGAAGAUGACAUGUAUGUGAAGAUGAUGAAGACUGCCAAUCCAUUGUUUGAAAAAGUAUGCAGAGUUACAGCUACAUCAGAUUGUUUUAAGGUAUACGAGCACGAGAAGAAGAAGUUGAAAGCCCUUACAAAAGUUGCCUCGGAAAUAUGUUUAACAACUGAUUGUUGGAAGUCCUCGCAUCAAAAAAUUGAGUAUAUGGUUAUUACUGGACACUUCAUUGAUCAGAAUUGGAGAUUACAGAAACGUGUAUUGAGUUUUAUGCAUGUUCCUCCUCCUCGUACCGGUUUUGAUAUUGCUGAAUGUAUUUACAAAUGUUUGAAAGAGUGGGAAAUUGAAGAUAAAAUAUUUACCAUAUCAGCAUACAAUGCAACUUAUAAUGACAGAGCGGUAAAAAGAUUGAAAGAAAUUUUUUCUAGGGUAAGAAAACUUUCUUGUGGUGAUAAAUUGUUUCAUAUAAGGUGUUGUGCACACAUAUUGAAUCUUCUUGUGAAAGAUGGUCUUACAAAAAUUGAGUGUAUUAUCGAGGACGUUCGUGAGGGUAUAAAGUAUAUUAAUCAUUCAGAGGGUAGACGUCAAACAUUUUCAAAUGUUGCGCAUCAGCUACAAAUACAUGAUCAAAAAUUAUUUCUUGAUGUGCCAACACGAUGGAAUUCAACCUAUGAUAUGUUGUCUUUUGCCUUAAAGUUUAAGGAUGCUUUUCCAGGAUAUGCAGAGUAUGAACCUCAUUUCAGUCAUUUGCUAAGCAAGGAAGAUUAG